AUGGGAAGGAGAUCAUCUGAGAAGGAGAUGGAGGUCAUCGAACUAUCUUCGGAUUCAGAACAAGAGGUCUCGGCGACGAAAGCUGUGGUACCUGAGCGGACAUCUAGGUCUCCUUCGCUGGACCGCCUUGAAACUCCUUUCUUCAAGGCACCUGGGAUUGUUUACAAAGAUGACGACGCCAACAACCAAGAAGGGGAGAAAUUUGUGCAGCCAAAGGACAAACAAGAACCUAUAUCACAAUCCACUGAGAGCGAUGACAAAUCUCUCAGUCGCAAACAUGUCUGCAUCGAGAUUCCGCUGCCAACAUCAUCGGAAUUACAGCAAAGAAAGGUCGAGGCUGCUGCAGAAAAAACUGAGGAGUCAUCCAAGACUUCGGCCGACAGGCGGCAUAUCACGUUUGACGACAGUGAGAGUGAGCAGUUCAUCACUCUUAAGGAGGAGGCUGCGUCACGCAAUGGUCUGGGGAAUGGCUCAAAGAAAUCUGAGAGGGAAAUUGUUCAGGAUUCCCAGGAUGAAGAGGAAGAUAGCGAGGAGUCCGAUGACGAUGCUCCCCCUGAGGAGGUUGCUACGGGUGAGGCUGAAGCCGCUCUGCUGAAAGCUGAAAGAGCUGCCGCGAAGGCUGCCGAACAACAAGCUGCGGCGCUGAAGAGGAAACGUCAGGAGCGUGAUGCGUUUCUUAAGCAGCAGGCUGAGCAGAGGAAGCGCAAUAAGAAGCCGGCCCAACUUGCAGAGGAGGACUCGGAUGAAGAAGAUGCUGGCCCGCAGAGGACUUUACCAAUUCGUUCCGAACAGAAGAAAGAGGCUCCAAAACUGCUUCCUCUUGAGCUUCUUGAAUCUGACGAUGAAGACAGCACCCCUGCCUCUGCCAUCACGCAGAAACGGAGAAAGCUUGAUGUUGAUCCGAAGCUUCUGGUCGAACCCAAGAAUCCAAAGGACAAGCGUGUGGGCUCGACGGCGUACCGGGUUGUGUCGAAUGGUGGAGAUCCAAGGUUGGCGCCCAAGGCGAAGAAGCAAUCUCUCAAUUUGAAGCAGGCUCUGCUCCGGAGGGACCGGGUAGCUAAACCCAGAGGAGGUUUUUUUGUCAACAAGCGUUAA
Messenger RNA from Thermochaetoides thermophila DSM 1495, 1095 nucleotides. RefSeq lists its product as uncharacterized. The transcript is spliced from 2 exons. The record is from RefSeq and is a predicted model, not a curated record. The coding region runs from base 1 to 1095 and encodes 364 amino acids. Gene Ontology annotation, biological process: rRNA processing. Lineage: Eukaryota; Fungi; Ascomycota; Sordariomycetes; Sordariales; Chaetomiaceae. Gene Ontology annotation, molecular function: snoRNA binding.